Molecule: messenger RNA, 471 nt
Organism: Gongylonema pulchrum
Lineage: Eukaryota; Metazoa; Nematoda; Chromadorea; Rhabditida; Gongylonematidae
Source: the annotation of a GenBank genome assembly
CCAGUGCCGGAUUAUGUACAGAAAUCUAUCGAUACCGCUUUGGAAAUCCACAAAAACGAGCCGCCUGGUGAUAUAUUGAUAUUCCUUACAGGACAAGACGAGGUGGAAUCUGCUAGCAAGCGUCUUAUUGAAGCAGCUAAGGAUAUGAGAAGGAAAAACCUGGACAGACUUUGGGUUGUGCCUAUGUAUGGUGCGCUGCCGGCAUCCGAGCAGCUGAAAGCGUUCGACUCAACUACGCAUGGUACCAGGAAAAUUGUCGUUGCCACAAAUAUUGCAGAAACUUCGCUCACUAUACCCGGCAUUGCCUAUGUGAUUGAUUGCGGUUUUGUGAAAUUGCGUGCGAUGAAUCGUGAAAAUGGUUUCGAAAGCCUCAUGAAAUUACCUAUUUCUCAAGCAUCGGCGCAACAACGUGCUGGAAGAGCAGGCCGAAUUCGUCCUGGGAAAUGCUAUCGUCUUUACACUCGUAUGUGA